UUCCUAACAAAGCCACUUUUCUCGUCACCUUUAAUUCCGCGAUCAAGCGCCUAGUAAAGCUUACAGGCUGCAGCUGGUUGCAGUCUGUUUUGCAAUCCCAUCUGCACGCUGACGACGACCAUCAACUUCGCGGUCUGCUACUUAAGAAAAAGCUAACGAACAGGUCGUUUUUCUUCGCCGUUUACUUUCAUACAAUUCGACUCUUUAGCAAGAAUGUCCGUUCCUACUUCAUUGUCUUCCUUCCCAGAAGAGCUUCUUGCUCGUAUACUUGCGGACUGCGUGACUCCUCCCCAAGUGCUUCCCGUUCGUCCAACCUGGCAUACCCAACCAUGCCCCUCGCACUUAGUUCGCCCACCACCGCCCACCAGCACACGUGCCCGUUUGGCGCCCUUGCUUGUCUCGCGACAGUUUCUUCGCAUCGGUACUCCCAUAUAUUAUCAGACUCUCCACCUUCCAACGGCUUCUCAUGCUACCCGCGUACUCGAGACACUCGCCGCCCAGCCGGUCCUUGCCGGUGCCGUGCGUCGUGUUGUGCUGGGUUGCGUGUCGCUGGAGAGCGCACGUGUACUCCAGGCGUGUGAUAGGAUCGAAGAUGUGGAUGUCUGUAUGGAUGUUGGAAUUGAAGGCGAUGCUCAGGGCGGUGCGGCAAGAGAUGAGGAUGCCGAAGCUCUGUGUGAUGCACUCGAGCGAAUUGACCUGAAGCAUCUUACUAUUCGCAGAGCCUCGGAUGCUUACCUCACACUUACGCGCCCGAAAUAUUUACUUCAGCGCAUUGCAAAAGCCGUACCCUGUUGGCCCGACCUUGAGUCCUUUCACUUCGCAUUCAAAAUCGGUUCAGCACCGGCCACCCGGCCUUUGGCUGAGGCUCUGAGCCACGCCCCAAAGCUACGCCUUCUCAAGGCCCAACUGCCGGCAAUUUGGAAUGAAUUGUUCCUCACCAUCUCCCGAAACUCAGCUCUCGAACAAAUCGCAUUGUAUGCAGAAGGCGCAGAUGGGAUCCUGCACACCACCAUGUACAUGGCGGAGGCAAAGAAACAUGCACGUUUGAGCGAACUGAUCAAGACUGGAACGUCGUUUAUCCGAACGAGAGCACACACAACUGCUGCUGCAGUGCCCAGUCCCCUGUCAACGAGACCCUCGACUCCUCUGAGCGCCAGUAGAGUGAAAGAGGUGGCUGCCGAGCUCAUGAGCCCUUGGCUGAACCAGAACGUGCCCCUCCUUGUGGCUGGAACGUCGUACUUCUAAUCGCUUGCCUUACCGCAUAUUUCCUAUCGGGUAUCGGUUCUCCAUACAUGCAUCCUUCUCCGAAUCCCGCGGGACGCUGGCGACUCCUAUCACGACACACUUUUCCCGCGCAUUUAUGAUGAUACUUGACGAUUGCACUUAUGCCCUCAUGCCACUACUCUACUUUUCUUUUUCCUUGGGUUCUUAGGGCACGGCCUUCUAUUUUCAUUGACACUCCCCACGGGCCCCGUCCAGGCGGUGUGGCUUCUU
Suillus paluster is the source of this 1494-nucleotide messenger RNA. RefSeq lists its product as uncharacterized. Bases 214 to 1245 code for a protein of 343 amino acids. The record is from RefSeq and is a predicted model, not a curated record. The transcript is spliced from 3 exons. Lineage: Eukaryota; Fungi; Basidiomycota; Agaricomycetes; Boletales; Suillaceae.